UCAAAUCACAUACAACACAAAAAGAAAGAUAGCUUAGAAUCUUCAUUCUUCAACCAUUUCUUCUCAUUUCCCAUUUCCCAUCUUCAAACCAGAAACACAACCACCAUGGUGCAAAGAAAGCACACCCUCCUCCAUCUCCAACCCGUCCACACCCAUCACCAUGACUCCGCCACGAAGAGCCCUCGCGGCGCUGACCUCAAGGCCAAGAAGAUGAAGAAAUCCGCCCCUAUCAAGCGCCCCAAAGCGGCGACGCCCAACUACAUGAAGCCCACCACCAGCUCCGACGCCAGAAAGGAGCAACCGCAGUCGAGAUCACCAUCCCCGUCGAGCAAGAAAAGCGCAACGAAGCCGAGCUUCAAACCCUCUAGUAAGACCGUUGAUGCAAAGACAGCUACAUGCUCCUCCACCUUGAAAGACUCCAAGUUUCCUCCUUUUCUUUCCCUUAACAAAAAAGGCCACUCUGAUAUCAAAGUCUGCCCCUACACCUACUGCUCCCUCAACGGCCGCCGCCACCCGCCCCUGAGUUCCUUCAUCUCGGCUGCCAGGCGGGCCCGAGCACCCCCUGCUCGACCCGAUGAUGAUCCUUUCUUCGUUGAAAUUUACACGGCCCCGCAAGAGCGAGUCUCUGAUCAGGAAUCCUUCGACGAUGAUAACACUUGUAUGGAUUGGGAGAGUGGUUAUGGAUACGGCGUGCUUCUGCAAUAUGAUUACAAAGCAGAGGAUGCAAUGGAAAUCAAACACGAAUUUGUGGAGGAAAAAGUUGUCUGCUUCGAUGAGGUUUUGAUUGAUGAAGCCGCGCAGGAGUCCUUUGAUGAAAACGGCGGCUUCGACUCUAAUUCCUUUUCUAGCAGCGAAAUUUCAACACCUCUUCAAGAAGAAGAAGAAGAAGAAAAAGGAGGAAGAAAUGAAGAAUAUCUGGUGUGUGAUGCCUUUUCAAGCAGAGAAAUUUCAACACCUCUUCAAAAAGAAGAAGAAAAAGAAGAGAAAGGGGGAGGAAGAAAUGAAGAAAUUUCUUCAUUAGAUGUUGUAAUUAAAGAAUAUCUUCCAAAAGAGGACAUGAUUACUCUGCUUCAGUUUGCAGCUAGCUCGAAGAAGAUAGCAGAGGAAGGCGAUGAAGCGGUAGGUUUCAAUCCACGAGCACCGAAUUUCCUGGAUGUGGAGGAGGAUGCGGAGGGGGAGAGGGUUGAUCUGAGGCAUCAGGAUGUGAAUGAGAGGAGGAACUCAGAGGAAUGGAUGGUGGAUUAUGCACUAAGACAAGUGGUGACGAAGCUCGCCCCUGCUAAGAAGAAGAAGGUUGCUCUGCUUGUUGAGGCAUUUGAGAGAGUCAUGCCAUUGCCAUUUGAUCACCACUUGACCCAGUUUGAUCACCCAAGGUCUAUGCUGGCUUGCAGCUGAUCAGGUAACAUGUUUCUCUGUGUUGAACAAUAAGUUUAUUCAGAGCAAUCUGCCUAAGUUUGUCUGCUGUUUUGUUUACUUUUUAUGUGUAGCCUUGAGCUAUUUGUGUCCUGUUAUAAGCUGAUGUUUGCUGGUUUUUUGUAAACUCCAAAUCCACUGUCUUAGUUGGAGAGUUGAACUAAAUCUAUGUUUUGGUUAAAAUGUUAACAUAUGCUUACACUAGCAUCAAGAAAAAGUUUUACCAGCCAA
This is a messenger RNA of Salvia hispanica, 1644 nucleotides long. RefSeq lists its product as uncharacterized. NCBI's taxonomy places the organism in Eukaryota, Viridiplantae, Streptophyta, Magnoliopsida, Lamiales, Lamiaceae. The record is from RefSeq and is a predicted model, not a curated record. Gene Ontology annotation, molecular function: calmodulin binding.